AGGGGCUCUGCACAUCCCAUCAUGGCGCUCAGGCGGCGGACGCUGCUGCUACUGCUGCUGCCGAUGCUCGGCUAUCGAAUCUUGGCCGUGGAGCUGACGUCCAGCAACACGAAGCCCGUGGUGCAGGAAUUUCAGCGUGUGGAGCUGUCCUGCAUCAUUAAAUCCACCACAACACCCAAUCCCAGGAUCGAGUGGAAGAAAAUCAAAGGCGGUGAAACCUCCUAUGUGUUUUUUGACAGUAAAAUGCAGGGAGACUUUGUAACUCGUGCAGAAAUUCUCAGCCGGACAUCGCUGGUGAUCAAAAACACCACCCGCAUGGAUACUGCCACCUACCGUUGCGAAGUGGCAGCGCCUGACGAUGCAAACAUAGUAGAUGAGAUAAACAUCCAGCUUACAGUGCAAGUAAAGCCAGUCACUCCCAGGUGCAGAGUCCCUAAAGCUGUGCCAGUGGGCAAGACAGCGACCCUUCACUGCCACGAGAACGAAGGCUACCCAGAGUCCACCUACAGCUGGUACCGCAACAGUGAACCCUUACCGACCGACUCCAAAUCUAACCCCAAAUUCCAUAAUUCCUCCUUCAUCUUGAACCCUGGAACAGGCACUUUGGUCUUCGCAGCCGUGCACAAGGGUGACACUGGCCGUUACUACUGCAUAGCAACAAACGAUGCCGGCUCCGCCAAGUGUGAGGAGCAGGAGAUGGAAAUCUAUGAUCUUAAUAUUGGUGGGAUUGUCGGUGGAGUCCUAGUGGUCGUGGUGGUUCUGGUGUUGAUAACGCUUGGUAUCUGUUGUGCCUACAGAAGGGGUUACUUUGUGAACAGCAAACAGACUGGUAAAAGCUACAAGACUCCAGCAAAACCAGAGGGUGUUAAUUAUAUCCAGACAGACGACGAGGGUGACUUCAGACACAAAUCGUCAUUUGUUAUCUGAGAUGCCAAAAGGAUAUUGCAAAGCAGCCAGAACAAGUAUGGAAAUACAUCCUCCAGGACCUCAAAGCAAGAGCAAAAAGAUGAACAAAGUGCGCUUGGAAGAGUUUAGAAACACACAAACUUGACUUUCUUUUGCCAAAGUUAACAACACUCACUCCGAACCAGUCUUCUUCCUCCCCCAGAGAUAUCACCUGGACCACUUACAUCUCUCCUCGCACUAUGGGGGAGCUGUUACCCUUUCCAAGACUGAGCAUUCCCCUCCACAGCCAUAGCCUUCUGAGCUACAGAUGCUCAUGGAAUUGCCUUCUCCCGGUGGUGCAGAUACACAGCCAGAAUGUCCAAGCCAAACAGGGGAGAAGCUUUAGGUAAAUGGGCAUCUUGACCUGAUAGACAAAAGGUGCUGAUGUGGCAAUAGAUUCUAAAUAAGAUUUAUCCACAAAAGGGGAGAACCUUCCGCUUAGCUGCGCAGUGCCUGAGCCUGGCUGGCAACCUUUACAGUUGUAACUGUACUCUCUUGCCAACUACGCAAGUGAGGGUUUCCUGCCCUUCGUAUCAUUUUAUCUUUAAAGGUCUGCUAGGCUGAGCUGAUAGAACUGCUAUCACAUCAAUCCUGCAGAGCCCCUCCUGAGCAUGAGCCAUGCAGGCUACUGAUCUCACUAGCUGGCCCCUGUUGAGCAUGUAGCAUUGGCCUCGAAUGUUUGAUUUUGAUGGACUUUAGGAACCCCAAUCAGGAUUUGGUUCUGCAGGUGCAGAACCAGAAUCUGAGUCAAACCCACAGUGAUGGGUGGAGAUAUAGUACAAGCAACUAACUAGUUUAAAUUUCACAGCCCUUUUGCCAGCAGCGGUGAAUUCUGUUUUUUUCCACCUGUACAGCAUCAAUCCAAAAGGAUGGCUUUUGUUCAGUUUUACAUAAAAUACUCACUGUAUGCAGGUAACUUUUAACUCUAAUUUGCACAAAGCAGGCUUGCCUGCUGUGUAGCUAUUUAAAUAUUUGUAAGAUUCUGGAUACUGGAGGCAGAGAAUCUUAGCAUUAAGAUAUCCCUUUUAUAAAAUGUAAAGCCAAAACCACGCUCAUGGGCUGAUUCCCACAAUGGUACUGAGAUGAUUUCAAGCUUUUCUACAGACCCGGUUGAUUUUGUAGAAUUCUGCAUUCUAAAUUUUUGCAAAGAUGUAUUUUGAUUACUUCAGCGAAGGUAACAUUUCUAUUUAAAAUGUAAAUAUGUUGUUAUGCCAACAGUGUUAAAUAAUGUAGCUAUUUUUUUAAAAACAAGUCUUUUUUAAACUGCAGCCAGGAGCUCAGAUGCUGCUACAGCAUGGCACUGUCAGAGCAUAUCAGUAUUAUUGCAGAGUGUAGCACAAGCAACUUUACAAACUGUGUACAGAGAAGCAGCCUCUUUCUCCCAAGCUAGUUCAACAUUUUCCUUCCCAAGAGAGGUCUUAUAGGACAUAGAACAGAGAGUCACUCAGGGAUCCUUUUUGUAAGUUUAAGGCGGGAGCUACUCAAUUUUAUAUUUCAAAUUACUAUUUUCUUGCAAAAGACCAAUGCUUAUUUGCAAGAAAUAUCCUGUGAAGGUUUUUGAAUUAAGUUCUGACCAGGUGACAGAGUGACUAAUGGUUGCUGAAGACGAUAAAUCUCUCUGCAAGUUCUCUCAAUUCAUUCUAACUCUGCGGCAGCUACACCAUCUCUUCAGAAUUUUGAGAUUACAUAGCAAGCGGGGAAAACAUCUCUGGAGUUGU
This is a messenger RNA of Terrapene triunguis (Three-toed box turtle), 2663 nucleotides long. RefSeq names its product junctional adhesion molecule 3 (gene JAM3). Lineage: Eukaryota; Metazoa; Chordata; Testudines; Emydidae. The coding region runs from base 22 to 927 and encodes 301 amino acids. The record is from RefSeq and is a predicted model, not a curated record. Gene Ontology annotation, biological process: angiogenesis; cell adhesion. Gene Ontology annotation, molecular function: protein homodimerization activity; protein heterodimerization activity. The transcript is spliced from 9 exons.